Messenger RNA from Oncorhynchus tshawytscha (Chinook salmon), 687 nucleotides. RefSeq lists its product as uncharacterized. The transcript has 3 exons. The annotation marks the transcript as partial. Lineage: Eukaryota; Metazoa; Chordata; Actinopteri; Salmoniformes; Salmonidae. The record is from RefSeq and is a predicted model, not a curated record.
AGUAGUAGUGGUAGUAGUAAUAGUAGUAGUAAUAGUAGUAGUAGGCAUAAUAGUAGUAGUAGUGGUAGUAGUAAUAGUAGUAGUAAUAGUAGUAGUAGUGGUAGUAGUAAUAGUAGUAGUAAUAGCAGUAGUAAUAGUAGUAGUAGGCGUAAUAGUAGUAGUAGUGGUAGUAGUAAUAGUAGUAGUAAUAGUAGUAGUAGUAGUGGUAGUAGUAAUAGUAGUAGUAGUAGUAGUAGUGGUAGUAAUAGUAGUGGUAGUAGUAGUAAUGGUAGUGGUAGUAGUAGUAAUAGUAGUAGUAAUAGCAGUAGUAAUAGUAGUAGUAGGCGUAAUAGUAGUAGUAAUAGCAGUAGUAAUAGUAGUAGUAGUGGUAGUAGUAAUAGUAGUAGUAGUAGUAGUAGUGGUAGUAAUAGUAGUGGUAGUAGUAGUAAUGGUAGUGGUAGUAAUAGUAGUAGUAAUAGUAGUAGUAAUAGUAGUAGUAGGCGUAAUAGUAGUAGUAGUGGUAGUAGUAAUAGUAGUAGUAGUAAUAGUAAUACUAGUAGUAGUAGUAAUAGUAGUAGUAGUAGUAGUAGUGGUAGUAGUAAUAGUAGUAGUGGUAGUAGUAGUAAUAGCAGUAGUAAUAGUAGUAGUAGGUGUAAUAGUAGUAGUAGUGGUAGUAAUAGUAGUGGUAGUAGUAGUAAUAGUAGUAGU